Penaeus indicus is the source of this 1638-nucleotide messenger RNA. RefSeq names its product popeye domain-containing 2-like. Gene Ontology annotation, cellular component: sarcolemma. The transcript is spliced from 7 exons. The record is from RefSeq and is a predicted model, not a curated record. Gene Ontology annotation, biological process: heart development; striated muscle cell differentiation; regulation of membrane potential. NCBI's taxonomy places the organism in Eukaryota, Metazoa, Arthropoda, Malacostraca, Decapoda, Penaeidae. Gene Ontology annotation, molecular function: cAMP binding. Bases 1 to 690 code for a protein of 229 amino acids.
AUGAUAGUGACAGAGCGUGAUGGCAAGAAUGGCGAUGACAUUAGUGGUAGUGAGAAUGUGUACAGAAGCCUGUUCCAGCCGCUGAAGGUAUCUCGCCAUCAGUUCAAGAGAGUCAUCAACUGCAUGAAACUUAUCCGCUACGUCAAGUUCCAAGAGAUUUACGCACAGGAGAAGAUAACUCGGGUGGAUUCGCUCUCGCUCGUGCUCUCCGGCAGACUGGUGAUAAGCCAAAAUGGGCGAGCUCUCCACAUUGUGUCUCAGCACCAGUUCCUUGACUCUCCAGAGUGGUUUGGUGUCUCUACAGAUGAGUUCUUCCAGGUCUCAGCAACAGCCAUAGAAGAUUCUCGAGUGUUGAUCUGGCACCGUGACAAACUCAAGCUCACAAUUAUGGGUGACCAGUUUCUUCAAGCAGUGUUUGACCACAUUUUAGGCAGAGAUGUCGUAAAGAAGCUUAUGCAGGUCAACGAGAGUUUGUCAGGGAUGAGCAAUGGCCACUGCGUUGCCAACCUGGCCGAUGACAGCGAGACUAAGCCGUUGCUGGUGGUCAAGAAGGGGGAGGAGUCGGGGAGCAUUACGGCAAUUAUCAACCGUCAGUUACAGGGUGGCGAUGAGGAUGAAGCCAGUCUCCUUGAACACCAGUUGGAAGUCGCCGUGGUGGAGUACCGGGGGGAGACACAGAUAGACAGUUAAUGACACUCCUCCGUGGAGACUCGGACGCAUUGAGGAGACAGAUCAGGAGACUCCAGUAUGAACCCCAUGAAUUGGGAUCUCCGCUUCUAAACGCUUUCAAACUGUUUGCACCACAACUGGAAAAUGUUGACCACUACCAGCAUAUGGUCGAGCUCUAGAUGCUGGUGGGCAUCACCCACAUGAGAAACAGUUACAUAAUGAAUCUGAUAUUCCACCAGUGUCUACCAGUGUACAAGUGUCCAAAGGAAGUUGUUGUGAAGAAGUUUACACUUGUUAAUACACUAAUGCCAUACUGAUGAGCAGAUGCAAUUCUCCUAAGUAUUCUGACUAUUUCUGUGAAGUGUGAACUGUGAUAGGGUUUGCAAAUGCUCUUAUUCCCCAGACCGGACACAGGACUGAGAAGGCAAAUAAUGAUAUUAUUGGUUCUUAAUUUGUUUUUGCCUUAUUUUUUUUGUUUUUGUCUCUAUGUAUCCACCUCUUAAUUUGCUAUUUAUAAAACUCUCCUCUUUAGAUGUAUCAGCUUUCAUUCUUUAAAAGACUAGAACAACUAGAUUUUGAUGGCAUUUUUAGAUAUAUAAAGUCUAGUGUUUCUUAUUGUGAGUUUUGGUAUUCAUCAUGUUUUAACCUUCUUUUCAUAAGUGUUAUUUUAUAAGUAACAUCAUAUUGAUGUCGGUUGACUGAAAAUUUGGGUUAUUAAGAAUUGACAUAAUUUAUUAAGUAUAGGAUGUUUUUAUAAACAAUAUUUUAUCACAGACUAGAAGAAUCCUGUGAUUUUUGACAGCAAAAUAUAGUUGCAGGAAAAUCAUGUUUCAUUAAUUUGAUAUGUGAAUUUAUGCAGAUGCAUUCUCUUUUUUUGUAGUAUGAUUUAUAAUACAAAUUUGAUAUGUUGAAGAGAUUUGUGAUAUUAUAAAGAUUGAGAUCUAAAUAUAAAUUCUUCCAUCACUUUGA